AUGUCUGCGCCCAUCGGUGAUAUCGGCCUUAUUGGCUUGGCUGUCAUGGGUCAAAACUUGAUUUUGAACAUGAAUGAUAAAGGCUUCACCGUCGUCGCAUACAACCGUACCGUUAGCAAAGUCGACCACUUCCUUGCUAACGAAGCUAAGGGGACGAAAAUUCAAGGAGCGCACUCCAUCGAGGAGCUUGUAUCUAAGCUCAAGAAGCCUCGCAAGAUCAUACUUCUCGUGAAGGCUGGUCCUGCCGUUGAUGCAUUCAUCCAGCAGCUCGAGCCGUAUCUCGAGAAGGGUGAUAUCAUUAUCGACGGUGGUAACUCCCACUACCCCGACUCCAUCCGCCGCACCAAAGAGCUUGAGGCCAAGGGCCUCUUGUUCGUUGGUUCCGGUGUCUCCGGUGGCGAGGAGGGUGCUCGUUAUGGCCCCUCACUUAUGCCAGGUGGUUCUCCUGCUGCCUGGCCCGCUAUCAAGGAGAUUUUCCAGGCAACUGCUGCUCAGGUCAACGGCGAACCUUGCUGCGAUUGGGUCGGUGAGACUGGUGCCGGACACUAUGUUAAGAUGGUUCACAACGGCAUCGAGUACGGUGACAUGCAAUUGAUUGCUGAAGCCUAUGAUAUCUUGAAGCGCGGUCUUGGUUUAUCCGAAGACGAGAUCGCCGACAUCUUCUUGGCAUGGAACAAGGGUGUCCUCGACUCGUUCUUGAUCGACAUCACCGCGAACAUCCUCAAGUUCAAGGAUGACGAUGGUGAACCCCUUGUCACUAAGAUUCUCGACAAGGCUGGUCAGAAGGGGACUGGCAAGUGGACGGCCAUUGCUGCCCUUGAUGCCGGCAUGCCCGUCACUCUCAUCGGUGAGGCUGUGUUCGCCCGCUGUUUGUCCUCCAUCAAGGAGGAACGUGUUCGUGCCAGCAAGGCCAUCGCUGGCCCUCAAAAGGAGGUCUUCAAGGGUGACAAGAAACAGUUCAUCGACGACCUCGAGCAAGCGUUGUAUGCUUCAAAGAUCAUUUCUUACACUCAGGGCUUCAUGCUCAUGCGCGAGACCGCCAAGGAGCUCGGCUGGAACUUGAACUAUGCUGGGAUUGCGCAGAUGUGGCGUGGUGGUUGUAUCAUCAAGAGUGUAUUCCUUGGUGAUAUCACCUCCGCUUACCACAAGAGCGGCAAGCUCGAGUCGCUCCUGUUCGACGACUUCUUCAACAAGGCCGUCCAGAAAGCACAGCCUGGCUGGCGGCGCAUCAUCGCCCAGGCCGUCCUCUGGGGUAUUCCCACGCCUGCCUUCAGCACUGCCCUUGCCUUCUUCGACGGUUACAGGAGCGAAGUUGUUCCUGCUAACAUCCUGCAGGCGCAGCGUGACUACUUCGGUGCGCACACCUUCCGAGUAAUGCCCGGCAAGGAGAACGCGAAGCUCAAGGCCGGCGAGGACAUCCACAUCAACUGGACCGGCCGCGGCGGUAACGUAGCUGCCAGCACAUACAUCGCUUGA
Sparassis crispa is the source of this 1476-nucleotide messenger RNA. Its product is annotated as 6-phosphogluconate dehydrogenase, decarboxylating 2. Gene Ontology annotation, biological process: pentose-phosphate shunt, oxidative branch; pentose-phosphate shunt. Lineage: Eukaryota; Fungi; Basidiomycota; Agaricomycetes; Polyporales; Sparassidaceae. The transcript has 9 exons. The record is from RefSeq and is a predicted model, not a curated record. Gene Ontology annotation, molecular function: phosphogluconate dehydrogenase (decarboxylating) activity; NADP binding. The coding region runs from base 1 to 1476 and encodes 491 amino acids. Gene Ontology annotation, cellular component: cytosol.